CCCCCUCGGGGUCCCAAGGUCCAUGCCGUGUUUGCGCGACGCAGGUCACCGACCCGCGUGACGCGUAAAUCCCGCCUGUCGUCUGCCCAGGAUGGCCUCUUCCCAUUGGCCGCUUCUUCUCGGCGUUUUGUCUCUGGCGUCCGGCGGGGCGCCCGAGGACCCGUGCGCCAUCAAAGCCAAGGACGCGGCCCUGGAGCCUCGCUGCGUCUACCGGGCCCCCGGGGGCGAGGCCCCCGACGGCGAGGCCUCGGCGCCGCCGGCGACGGAUCGGCGCGUGUGGGAGCUGUCGGCGGCCAACGCUCGCUUCGCGCUGUCGCUGUACCGGCGGGUGGCGCUCGGCCGCAGCGCCGCCAGCAACGUGUUCCUGUCCCCGCUGGGCGUGUCGGCCGCCUUCUCGGCGACCAAGCUGGCCGCCUGCGGACGCACGCUGGAGGAACUCGUCAAGGUGUUGGAGUUGGACUCGCUGGCGCCGAGGACGUCGGCUCAAGCGCACUUUUACUUGGCCAAGCUCCUGUGUCGCUUGCAGAGGAAGAAGGACGCCGGCGCCGAGCUGGCGGUGGCCACUCGCCUCUUUGGGGACCGCUCGCUGCGCUUCGACGCCGCCUUCCAGAACAUCAGCCGGCGCGUCUACGGCGCCGAGAUGAUGUCGCUGGACUUGAGGGGCGAGCCGGAAGCGUCCCGCGACGCCAUCAACGCCUGGGUGGCCAACAAGACGGCAAACAAGAUCCGGGACGCGCUGCCCGCCGGCGCCAUCGGCGCCGACGCCGUCCUGGUCCUGGUCAACAGCAUCUACUUCAAGGGUCGCUGGCUGCAGCAGUUCCGCGAGGAGGACUCGUACGUGGCCCCCUUCCACGUGGACGCGCGGCGCCGCUGCUCGGUGCGGAUGAUGUUCCAGGAGAACAGCUUCCGUUACGCCCGGCUGCCGGCGCGCGGCCUGCGGCUCUUGGAGCUGGAUUACCGCGGCCGGGACUUGGGCCUGACGCUGCUGCUGCCGGACCAGGGCCGCUCCCUGGCGCAGGUGGAGGCGGAGCUCGACCUUCCCACGCUCAACGCGUGGCUGGAGCGGAUGGCGGAGACGCGCGUGUCCGUGCACCUCCCGCGAUUCCGGCUGGAGGACGGCGUCCGCCUCAAGGAGGCGCUCGCCGCGCUCGGACUGCGCGACAUCUUCAGCCCGCAGAACGCCAGUCUGCCAGGGCUCCUGGACGGCAGCGGCGGCGGCGUUUUCAUCAGCGACGCCUUCCACCAAACUUUCCUGGAGGUGAACGAGCUGGGCAGCGAGGCGGCGGCGUCCUCCGCGGCGGUGGCGUCGGGAAGAUCCGUGGAGUUGGACGCGGAGGUGCUGCGGGCCGAUCGGCCCUUCCUGCUGCUGAUCCGCGAGAAGAGCGUCGGCGCCGUCCUCUUCGCGGGCCGCGUGGCGAGCCCCUGCCAACCGUGACGCGCGCGCCGCCGGCCCGCGUCCUCGAAACGGAAACGACGCGCCUUCG
Hippocampus zosterae (dwarf seahorse) is the source of this 1484-nucleotide messenger RNA. RefSeq names its product serpin peptidase inhibitor, clade C (antithrombin), member 1 (gene serpinc1). Gene Ontology annotation, molecular function: serine-type endopeptidase inhibitor activity. Lineage: Eukaryota; Metazoa; Chordata; Actinopteri; Syngnathiformes; Syngnathidae. The transcript has 8 exons. The coding region runs from base 92 to 1435 and encodes 447 amino acids. The record is from RefSeq and is a predicted model, not a curated record.